AGAAAUGAAGAACUUCGUGUAAGCUUCAAUUAAGAUAUUGCCUACAAGAAAACCGCAUUAUGUAGCGAAAAACCCAGUGAUGGUCACUGGUAAUUUUCGCGAUACGAUCGUUUCACGUGGCACGUACGGUGAGCGAUACGACUCGAAUCGCGACGCGCAAAAUUCGAAAUUGUUGAAAUGGUAUUAUAGUUAUGACACACGGUGUAUAUACGGUCGGUAGUCCACACAUACUGUCACAGGCGAACGGAUACACGGCCACGUGGAUAUCGGUACACUCGCUCGUGUGCUCGCGCUCGUAGUCGCGCGUGUGCGUGGAUUAUUUUCGCUUAUGCCGCCGCGCACGCAAUCUCAGAAGUGGUUCUCCCGUUGACAGGUUCCGAGCGAGUUUCCGCCGGCCCUCGAGGCACCGAUCGAGAGUGGUUCGGGAUCGACGAUCAGCCACGGUUGGUUCCUGGAUCAUCCGGCCCGGCGGGAUCCGCGAACGAGGCGACAAAGGUGUGUCGCGGUCGGUACCAGUGACGAGCACGAAGGAAUUUCUUAUGCAACGAUCGGCGGACAGGUUGGAUGGACAUCGUCAUCCGUCGGUUUUACGCGUCGCGCCGCUGUACGGCGAACCGUCGCGUCGGCGCGCAGAAAAACACGAGAGAGAAACGUGUCGCGGGUGAAUUAUGAAUGAUUCUCGCGUCGAGAACGUUCGCGCGAUUCCGUGUGGUCAGAAACGUGGGAUCGAGAACGGAACGAUUAAGAAGGAUGCUAUCGGUACCAUCCGAUAAAUCGCGGACAAUAUUUGACGGAAACGAGCAGGCGCGAAACACCUGGCGCGCGGUUUAAUUUCCGCCGACGAACGUCUUGUCGCGCACACGUCGCCGCCGACUGCGGAAAUAUCGGUCAUCGCGAGCGUCACGGAAAAUUGAUAACGAUGACGAAACUGGACGGGAAUAAACGAUAGGAUGCGCGUUUCCACGAGAAAUCGUACGAACGAUGCGUGGCACGAACGUGGCCGUGGAACUUGGAACGUUCGCGUUUGUUUUUCAAACGCCUGGCUCACGUUGCGAUCGAACGAACGCGCUUCGACGAGUACCUGCGUGUUUUUAGCGAAACGUAUCGCGCGUUAAAGGUGCUACGACCCUGCGACCGCUGCUGGUGUGUGUUCGACCUAUAGAAAGUUCCGAGAGCCGUCGCGUUUCUAGGAAGCGAGGAAGCGACGAUUUUGUCGCGGGUGCGCGGCAAAUAGGAACAAAGGAACGAUGAGUAGCUAAAUGCGUGAGAUCGGAAGGAACGAACUGUAAGUAGCGUCUCUAAGACGCGUGUUCGACUGUUCGAAUCUCAAUCAAGACCAUCGAUCGGUUCACAAGGGAAAAGAGUGCUCGAUUAACGAAAAUCAUGGUAGACGGAGAGACGGAUCCGAGGCGGGUCGAGAUUUUUCAUCUUGAUUCGUUCGUGGAGUUAGCGAGGAAUCUAUAAAUACGAGAGGCAAGAGAAGAGAGACACGGGUGGCGGGCGAUAUCGUUGAACGAAAUGCUCAUGACCGAAAAAGGUUCUCUCAGGAAAGGAACCAACGAGGAACUGGACGACGAGCAUUCGACAGCCACCGACAACAACGUUGCGUCGCUGAACAAGCUACUCGUAAACUCGACGGUUCCUGCGGCUGCAGUUGCGGUGAAACUAUACGAGGACUCCGCGGACGAAGCCGGAAGGAACAGCGCCGAGAAACAGAAGCGCGGUAUUCUUAGCAAUUUUCAGAGGAGAACUUUCAGCAGGAUCAGCUUCAAGGGAGAGUCUGGACCUUUAUUGAGCAGAUACCGACAAACUAGGUUCAGCUCUAGAAGGAUACGCAAGAGGGUGGUUUUCAAGCACGGCGAUUGCAAUGUCGUACAAGGAAAUGUCGCCAAGCGACGACGCCGUUACCUUCAGGAUAUUUUCACGACGCUGGUGGACGCUCAAUGGCGCUGGACACUUCUGGUGUUCUCCAUGAAUUUUCUGCUCUCCUGGCUGGGCUUCGCUUUGAUAUGGUGGCUGAUAGCGUACAGCCACGGGGACCUCAAUCCAGAGAACUACACCAAUUCGAACUUUACGUUUACCCCUUGCAUCGUGGACAUUCGCGGCUUCACCAGCUCCUUCCUCUUUUCGAUCGAGACGCAGCACACCAUCGGGUACGGAUCGAAACAUCCGACAGACGAGUGCCCGGAGGCAGUGUUCGUCAUAUGCAUCCAAUCGAUGACGGGGGUGAUUCUGCAGGCUUUCAUGGUCGGUAUAGUGUUCGCGAAACUGUCCCGACCGAAGAAGAGAACGCAGACGCUACUGUUCUCGAGGAACGCUGUGAUUUGCCAGAGGGACGGCCAGCCGUGUUUGAUGUUCCGCGUCGGUGACAUGAGGAAGAGUCACAUCAUCGAGGCUCACGUCAGAGCUCAGAUGAUCAAAAGGAAGGUGACCAGAGAGGGAGAACUCCUUCCGUUUUUCCAGACGGAGCUAAAGGUAGGAGGUGACGGCGAGGAAGACAAGAUAUUCUUUAUUUGGCCAACAACGAUCGUCCACAAGAUCGACGAACAGUCGCCUCUUUAUCAUAUAUCGGCCAGCGAUAUGUUGCGGGAACGGUUCGAGAUCGUGGUGAUAUUGGAAGGUGUCAUCGAGUCGACAGGUAUGACCACGCAAGCCAGAAGCUCCUAUCUGCCAGCUGAAAUUUUGUGGGGACACAGAUUCGAGCAUAUAAUCACGUUUAAGAAAGAAACUGGAGAAUACGAAGUGAAUUAUACUCUCUUCAACAACACGUACGAGGUCGACACACCGUUGUGUUCUGCGGCUGAUUUGGAUAAAAUCAGGUCGAUACAACGUGCCAAGGGAGAGCGCAUGAGCACAAGCGGGUUCGCUCAUUAUCGCGAUGCGUCCAGCAGUUCUUUGACCACCGGAUCCGGUUCGAGCUUGGCAUCGUCCACUGGUGGCCUGCACAUGAACGUCCCGAUGACGCCACUGACUCCGAUUCCAGUUAUGAUCACCAGCCCCGACGGUUCUCUGAGACGCGAGAGCAUGCAGAGUGUGCAAACGGAUGCAAAACAGCCGAUAUUUUACACGCAGAACGAGAUGUUGGACAGCGAGCCCCACACCAUCAGUCAGGUGGAAGAAGACGCGAGAAAUCAAGAAGAUUAUAACCGCGUGCUGGAGGACAUAAACGCGACAUUAAGAAAAAAUCGAGCACACGUCAAGGAGGACAAGAGGAUUCACCGAGAGCCAUCCAAGUCAACGUUAGACUCCAGAAAGAGCGAGAGCAGGACUAAUAUAGACAUACUCAAAAGAUCUAGCUCGAGAACGACGCUGGAUCAAGGUCCUAUUGUUAUCAAUCCUCCACCAAGAUCGGUAUCACGACAGCAUUUAGAAGCCAAGCACACCAAAUUCGCCGAAUCGACGGAACCGUAUCGCGAACCACCGCCUCAUCCACAUCCUCACUCUCAUUCAAUCUCGAGGAGGUCCAGCUUGGGCGACUUCCACAAGUCCAAGGAACCGCACAAGAAGACCAGCUUCAUCCUCGGCGACGACGAUCACGUGAUUACGAUUUCGAAGGUACCCGCGUCGCAACACGAUUCCGAACCGUUGGAGGCUGACUCAUCGAAGCCGAAUCAUCAUCCUCUGAGCAGAGAUUCCCAGGAGCAAGUGUAGCAACGGCUCUCUAUAAAUCUGCUGCAUCGACGCGACGUGCUCUUUCUCAGAAACAUAACGUCAAAUCAACUUGGAUCGUAUUCGAGGCUUUCUCCACCUGAUCUUUUAGGAUACCAUGCGAACAACUGACACUGACGCUGACCUUCCUCUAGCUCGGGUACCUCGGGGUUGCUGAGCCCGUACUGUAGCUACAAAUACCGCUACAGCCCCUGAGAGCACGUACUGUUAUCGCGCAACUUCUCUACGUUCUGUUUCAGAUUCUAAUGUAUUAUAUCUCAGUAACGGCGCGGUCAAUAAUUGUUAUUUUCUUUUUAACGGUUUAUCUCUUUGAGGAAAAAUAAAAUUCAAGCUACACAGAAGAACAGUGUCAACAACUUGCUAACGCGUUUUGACUUGUACACAUUUCUGAUUCCUCUUAUUGUACUUUUAGGGUUGGUUCAUAGAAUUGCCACAAGAAUGAAAAACUUUAAAUGAAAUAGUAAAGCUAAGCAAAAAGUGGGAUUAGUUUUUAACCCACUUAACUUCAAAAAGUUACAACAUCGAUUUUUAUAACAUAUCAAAUUUUCAACGAGUUACUAAAUCGCAUUUUGCUUUGAAAAAUUCACCCGAAAAUCUGUAUGUACCAUGAGGGUCUGUGUUACAAUUACAAAAUUGUGAUAUCGUUUUUCAUCAAAUUGGGAUGGUCAAAUUAAAUCCUAAUAGGUUCGUAUAAAUCGUAUUUAACGAAAAAACCUACAUUAAAAUCCUUCAUUAAAUAAAUCCACGGAAGAACUACCUUAAGCCAUAUUCGUAACAAUUUCUAUCGGUAACAAGCGAACCGUGCCAUGAGUUAGGUGAUUGGUAGCCGAUGAAUCGCGAAACGAGCAUGGGUAAAGUGAUCCCUACGCGACGCAGGCCAAUACGAGCACAUGUCAUUUGACCCCUGAAGAAGUUAACCGGACUGCUGACGAAACGUCCGAGUAUCUUAUCCAAAGAACACAGCUUGCACCCGGAAGACUCAGUUAGUAUCGAGUUAACUUGAAAUUAAACGGAGCCCGAGUCGAAUCAGGCACGAGUUGUCGGGCCCGUGCUACGAUUUAAGCCAAUAAAAAGCGCCACGCUGAGAUAAGUUUCCUCGUAUUUAAUUUUAUGUUAAUCAGGUGAUUAUAUACAUAACGUAAAGGAAGGAUAGCUGUUUGGAUAGAUACAAUUUGAAAUAUCGGUGUGAUUUCUUAGUGGUAACAGUGACAAGAGUUUCGACGAUUCAGACGAUGACUGACCUUUGGAAAGAUUUAGUAUAGUGGUCGAAUUACGCUGGAUCUUUCUGUACAGCACGAUUCACAAAGGCGUGUUUAUUUUCUAUACAUAUACGUUGAGUGAAGUUUACGCGGCUACAAAGUCAAACUGUGGCACGUUCGAAGUAAACGUGUGAUUGAUAGGAUGAGGUUAAACGAGUCCGGAAAUCGUAGGUUUAAAUGACGGGUCGGAAUGAUCUUAACGACAAUGAGCCAAAAUAAAAGAUCACCAUAAUUUUAGCGAUGAACGAUUUUAUUCUGACAAGGUCGAGCUUGAAUUUUGAACACGACUGGGCUCAAAAUGUGGGAAUUGACGAAUGUAAACAAACCGUAAAGCUUUAGACGUAUCCGACUAGAUAUUUGUAUAAAAUAUGAUAUUAAACAUCGAGAUUGCAACAUUGAAUUUACUGUGCAUGCCAGCGAAAGCUCGUGAUUAGACUGUGAACGUUCAUCGCACGUAAUAUACCGGAUGUUCAUUUGAAAAGUUAUCACGUGAAUAUAUUAAAAAUACGAAUUCCAUGUAUCUGUUUCACUCUGAGUAAAAAUUUGAAUUUAUAUUAUGGAAUAAAAAGGAAGAGAAAGAUGGGUUUCAAUUAAAAUAUAAAUGUACGAUGUACGACGAAAAGUAAACAUUACACAGGGUUUUCUAACAGGAGCUUUGAGAAAUUGUUUUUUUAAUAAGACACGAAAUAGAAUAUACGCGUUCUUUUUAUAUCUAAUGAAAAUAUAAACGUUCGGUUUAAUUUAAGUGUCUACGCUGACAGGUGUAUUUUGCUAUCAAACACCAAAAUUCUACAGCUCUUUUUGAUAAAUCCUUUGUAAUGUUGUUUUUCAUCAUAUAUCAUGUAUUUAUGUUUCAAUUGUUCUACUAUUCUUUGGUUUGAUUUCCUUGACUUGAGCAAAGUGGUAAAACAUAUUUCCCAAUUAUCGAACGAAAAUGUAACCGUUCGACCGAAUAAAAAUUGCAAAUAAAUUAUCUAGCGUUGGUUUCGUUCGUCAUCCGUUAUCCGAAUCAAAUUUUACCCAUCUCUGGUUCGUGCUGGUACGUCGAGGUAUUCCACGUUGUGAUGCAAUACGCGAUGGGUUGAAGGGCAGAUGGAUGAGUAGAGGAUUAAGUGGAUCCAGAGAGCCGUAGGUUAGACGACACGACAGGAUGAGUUUAGUGGCGGGAAGUGCCCUCGUUAUCACGCCAGUCAAUUGUUUAAUCUCGACCUGGCCUCUUCCCUCUUCGUCCCCACUUCUUGAGCCAGGUUUCCACACACACGAGCCAUGACACCACGCGAAACACGCUAAACCAGCUAUCAAGUGUCUGGAACACGUAGAUUCGUUCGCGAACUUGUACCCCUGCUUUCGAGCCGCUUUGCACCUGUUUCCAGCUCUGCGAACUCGUCAACCGCGAAAACAACAAUUGAAGCUUUCGCUCGUUCUACGCGCUGAUUGUUCCACUUUUCGAGCCUCCCGGAAGAUACUCUUUCCUUGAUUUCAACGUGGGAUAAAUUCCUCCGUGUAAAAUCCACGUUCGUAGCGUUAUCUCAAUUGACACGUGGCUCAAGUUAGAAUUACGAAAAAAUGAGUUUAUUAUAGGACUAGUAAGUAUUAAGAGUGUUCGUUUUAUUUACCAAAUUUAACGUAUACCAAACCUACGUAUUAUUUGGUUUAUAUUGGUAAAAAGUACAAGUCAAUUUUAAAUCAAGUCAAUAAUUUUCAAAUUGUUUUGAACAAAUCUUAAGGGCGAUCAGAAUUUAUGUAAGAAAAGAAUUACAUCGACUUCUUUUCUAUCUUUUCCGUUAAAGGAAACAUAUAAUGAAAUUUGAUCAUUUGCCAUCAAACUUUUCUUCUUCUAUAUACGAUACAUACAUUCUUUCUUUCUUUCAUGCUCGCCUUCUUUUUUAUCCUUUUCUUUUCUCUCAAAUUCUGACAAUGUAUACCGAUACUCAGAAGAUCCUUGUACAAAGAUCAUUUCAGUGUCCAGAACAAAGACUGAGAAACAAACGAUAUUCAUUCAUCGUAAUGAAGAUUGGAUCCUCAGGAGUUAGCUUCCCUCUGUGCAAAUUCUUCGAGGAGAGAGCCGACAUUCCUUUAAAGAAAACUUUCCGCGGUUCAAUCUUCUUAAACGAAAGGAAACAUUUUCCCGGGUUUUUUUUUUAGCGCCAGUGACCUUCGUUACGUAAGACCAGUUCGGUUGCAAUUCCGCAACAUGAUUUUUCCGACAUUUUCGUAUUAUCGUGAUUCUCUCCAUUUCUUAUUCAAAACAGCCAUUGUCUGCACAACAAUGAGCACUGUCUAGAAUGACAGCCGACGAGCGAGGAUAGAAAAAACGGCGAAGCAUAUCACCUUGCAACGCGAAUUGCGACAUCCUCCUCCGGGUUUGUCCUCGGUCUGAUAUGCUGAUUAUACCUGCACUAUCUUGCGAAUAAUAAUUCGCGUGUUUCUAUUCGCACCUGAAAUCGUCGAUCGACUUUUCCAUCGAAUUGUAUCAAAUUCGCUAGAGAUUAAUUUCAUUAUGGCUCGAUGUAAGAACAUUAAGUAAAUUAUAUAUCGAUAAUAUAUGUAUGUUGAACUCACGAGGGAAGUGAGUUUCACAUGUGGGACAAACCGAAAACUUUGAAUUUUUGCAGAAAUAAAGCUCAUGGAAACCCAAUUACAGUGAAAAAUAAUAUCAAGACGUGCUCCAUAUAAUUAAUAUUUACUUCUUUAAUUAAAAAUUCUCUUCGUGGUAAAAGGUGUAGAUAAAUAGAUGACAUAAAAAUGCAUUUGGUAUUUUGCCAGAAACCCACAAAAGUUUUUGAGCGAUGGUACUACGUCACUUUUAUCUUCCAGAGAAAUGAAGAAAGGUAAUAAAGCAAAAUGUGUCACAUAUAUAACUCAUUAAUGCAUCGUGAAACAUAAAAUAUUGCGUAUCUAACUAAUGAAAUGAAAGAAACUUCUAGGAUAAAAAAAAAAAGAGAAAAUACACCAGCCGGGGCUAGUGACCUGAUGGUCGAUGGAUCGUAAAAAAACCUUAUUUGAAAAAAGAAAAUAAAUGCUAAACUCAACGAUUCAUGACUGCGAAUACACCUGUCGCGAAGAAAGACUCGCAUCGUUCGCUAUAAAGUUACCGCGGCUUCACCGACCGCGAGAAAAAGAGU
Messenger RNA from Hylaeus anthracinus, 8053 nucleotides. Its product is annotated as inward rectifier potassium channel 2-like. NCBI's taxonomy places the organism in Eukaryota, Metazoa, Arthropoda, Insecta, Hymenoptera, Colletidae. The transcript is spliced from 10 exons. Gene Ontology annotation, cellular component: plasma membrane. Gene Ontology annotation, biological process: potassium ion import across plasma membrane; regulation of monoatomic ion transmembrane transport. Bases 1519 to 3651 code for a protein of 710 amino acids. The record is from RefSeq and is a predicted model, not a curated record. Gene Ontology annotation, molecular function: inward rectifier potassium channel activity.